Molecule: messenger RNA, 3468 nt
Organism: Stegostoma tigrinum
Lineage: Eukaryota; Metazoa; Chordata; Chondrichthyes; Orectolobiformes; Stegostomatidae
Product: biotinidase-like
Exons: 3
Coding region: 184-1728 (514 amino acids)
Molecular function (GO): hydrolase activity, acting on carbon-nitrogen (but not peptide) bonds, in linear amides
Source: RefSeq, a predicted model, not a curated record
UCUAGGCCCGAAACGUCAGCUUUUGUGCUCCUGAGAUGCUGCUUUGCCUGCUGUGUUCAUCCAGCCUCACAUUUUAUUAUCUCAUUAUCAACCACGCCUCUUUCGCACAAUACACACUUGACGUGGCUGUUGAGUAACCUGUAGGUACAAAUAUCGAAGUGCUGCGAUUAUCGUUGUAAGAAAAUGGAGACAUUUGCCUUGAGCUGGUUGCUGUUGGGCUGGCAAUGUUCGGUCAUGCCGGCGUGGGGGCAGGAGUUUUACACCGCGGCGGUCUAUGAACAUGCAGCAGUGCUCAACCCAUCCGGGAAAAUCCCCUCCACACGUCAGGGGGCGCUGAGACACAUGAGAAAAAACCUGCAUAUCUAUCGGGAACAAGUCUUUGCAGCAAGCAAACAGGGAGUUAAGAUAAUUGUAUUCCCAGAGGAUGGUCUCCAAGGAUUUCAGUUCAACAGGACUUCUAUUUUUCCUUAUUUGGAGCCUAUUCCAGAUCCUGAUGUUGUUCAAUGGAAUCCCUGCCUGCGUCCAUCCGCAUAUAAUGGUACAGAGGUCCUUCAUCAGUUGAGCUGUAUGGCAAGAAAUGGCAGUAUGCACUUGAUUGCAAACAUGGGAGAGAGACAAACCUGUGAGCAAAGCGAUCCCAAAUGUCCGCCAGAUGGAAGAUAUCACUUUAACACAAAUGUAGUUUUUGAUGCUGAAGGUACUCUCAUAGCUAAAUACCAGAAAUGGAACCUUUACUUUGAAGAUGCUUAUGACACACCUAAAACAGUGCAACACGUCAUCUUUGAUACACCUUUUGCUGGAAGAUUUGGCAUCUUUACUUGCUUUGAUAUAUUGUUCUAUGAGCCAGCAGUAAGUUUAAUUGAGAAUUAUGGUGUAAAACAAAUUAUAUUUCCUACUGCCUGGAUGAACCAGCUGCCACUCUUAUCUGCAAUAGAAUUUCAUCAAGCAUUUGCUGCUGCAUUUGGGAUCAAUCUUUUUGCAGCCAAUCAGCAUCAUCCUGAAUAUAAUAUGACAGGAAGUGGCAUCUAUACCCCAUUAGAUUUCGCUUAUUAUUACAACUCCGAGACCAGCGAAGGUAAACUUCUUGUGGCCAAGGUCCCUAUAAUUACAUCCACCCAAAAUCACAGCCUACAACAGUCUAAGUCACAUAUGACAUCAGAAUUUCUUGAAGAGACUAAUUAUCUUGAAGCUUCUCUCCUUCAGAAGGAGGGAGGAAAGCAAGAACAAACUGGUCCAUUGGAAAGCAAUGAUCCUGGUUAUGUGUUUCAUAAUGUCAUGAUGUUUGAUAAUUACACAUUUACCUCUUUGACAGGCUUGCAAGGUAAUUUGCAAGUCUGUUCCAACACCCUCUGUUGCCAUGUAGCUUACGAACGUAGCGGUCACACAGAUGGUAACCUGUAUGCGUUAGGAGCCUAUGACGGGCUUCACACAGUGAAUGGCAUUUAUUACAUACAAGUGUGUGCAUUGGUGAAGUGUGCAGGAUCCAGUUAUGACACAUGUGGCCAAAGUGUUACAACUGCCUCUGAUAUCAUAGACUUUAGAUUAUGGGGGAAUUUCAGCACAAUCCAUAUUUAUCCAGAAAUAUUGGCUGAUGGGAUGAAAAUUUAUCGUGCAGAUACCAGAGGAUGGGCUACCAAUAAUUAUUAUAUGACCAAGAAGGGGAUGUCGGCAGGUCUUAUCACUGCAGUACUCUAUGGAAGGUGGUACGAGAAAGAUUAUUGUUGUUGAGUUCUCUGUCUGAAUGUAGCUGAGGAGAAUUAUUAACUAAAAUACAGGAAUAUGAUGUGUCAUUUUACUGCAAAUUAGGCAAAACUGGGUUUUUUGACUAUACCUCAUCCAGAAUGAGGAUUGCAUCUUAUACUGUUGACAGGAUAUCUACUAACUAAUUUCAGGGAACUGUGGAAAAGCAGGGAGGUUUAGGAGUUCAAUUACAGAAAACAUAAAAGCCAGAAGACAGGACCAGAAAAGUGUAAUUGACCAAUGAAAUGAUCACUGUUAUUUCAAAGUUCCUGGAAGAUCAAGGAUGGAGAUAAUAGCCCUGUUGCAUAAAGGUCUGGUUCAACCCCAUUCACAGUGUUUCCAACUUGCAUAAUGGAGGAGUUGGGGAGGAUAUAUUUUUAUUUGAGGGUGUGUAGCACAGAAUGCUGCUGGGCCUGCUGGAUUUAAAGAAUGAGGAUAGUUUGCACAGUAAAACUUUGUAUUCUUUUCAAAUAUAGAAAAUGAAGAUGCAACGAAAUUACAGUGUUUAAGAUCAUUUAAAAGAGCUGUUAGACUAGAUCAAGUGAAAUAAGUUAUUUCCUCUAGUGGUGGACGCAGAACAAGUCAGCAACGUAAUCAUAAUCUUAGAGAUAGGCUUUUCAGACAUCAUGUCAAGAAGAAAUCUUGAUGGAAAGACGGGAGAAUGUCUGAAAGUCUCCCAAAAAAAGCUGAGGUGAGGUCCCCUGAAAAUUUCUAAAUUCUGGUUGGGGGAAAAAGUCUGAGAUUUUGGAACUGAAAUGACCAUUUGGCCUAUUGAAUCUGCUCUGCCAUUCAACCUUGUCUGAUGUGUUUCUCAAUCACAUAGCCCUGCCUUCUCCUUGUAACCUUCGAUCCCUUUACCAAUCAAGAACCUAUCUAUCUCUGUCUUAACACAAUCAAUAUUUGUUAGGCAAGCUAUAAUGGUGCCAAGAUGAAAAUUAUGGACUUAGGGUACAGUUCAUCCACGGGGUAAAUGAAUGAGUAAAAUAGACUGGAAAGAUUAACUGUCCUACGCCUAUGUGCUCUGAAGCUUAGGAUUGAAAGAAAUGACAGCAAAGUCAAUUAAAUAACAUUCACUGUAAACACCUUAUUCAGGCUUUGUACUUCUGUGCUGUGAUAACUUUAUAUAUUUCCUAUACAUUUUCAAUACUUACAAAAUAGGGAAUUGUACACAACUCCUCUUAAAAACUAUUACCUUCUGAACUUGGGAGAUGAAUAAAUGAAUUAGUUAAAUUUUCUACUGUUAGUACAGUUACAUCCUCAAAGCAAAUGUCUUGUGACAUGAUAAAUUUGUUGCUUUUAUCUUUUUAAUUUUACUACUCCAGUUGCAUUUGACUGUUGCUGGAAAUUGAUCUUGCCAGGGUUGAAUAUAUUUCUGGAAUCAAAGUAUGGAAACAUCAAACACAGGCUUUUCAAAGAGUGAAUACAAACCCAUACUAAUGUCUUACAUUGCUUACAUCUGCACAAAGUCAUCAGGGCUCUAAUUAUAUGUUUAACUCACUACUAAGAUACUUUAACCACACUUGUGUUGGGAGGAGAGCGCAGAAUUUAAGCUUUAACUAAACUGGAUUUAUUGAUAUGCCCAUAGAUAGGUUUGCCUAAGUUUUUUUUCCUUCAGUAAUUAGAGAUAAUUACAAUGGGAAAGAAAUGUGAUGCCUACUGCUCAAUGUCUGUACUUAAGCGAGGAAAUCAAAUGGAUACCAAUAAAAUUUGUUGUAGGAUCAUCCCCUG